UUCACAAAAGAAAGAGACUUGGUAGUUUUGCGUUCACUUCGGAUAUAAAUUUUUGAAGAUUGUCGUGCGCAAUUAUUUUUUUAUUAAUUUUUUUUCGAUUAGCCAACACACAGUGUGACUCGGAUUUGGUAAACUGGUAAUGAAAUAUAUUUGAUCGAUUAGGAUUAGGUAAAAGAUGCAUUUGGUAUAAAUUAAGCAGCGUUACGUACAUUUACCAUAUUGUGAAAGUCAAAUAUGAUAAAUGCUACUGAUUGAUUAAGGUCAAAUCCAUAAUCUUAUUACCGAGGUCAUAAUGGAUCCUAAACAAAUAACUGCUUUGGCAAAAUUAUUGAAAGAUAAAGGUGACAAAGUACUGAAUUACGAAUAUAAACUAUCUUUAUCAGGAUUAUUGCUAAGGGCUUUGAAUGACUCAUUUAGUUUGAUUGUUGACAAAAAUGAGAUACUUCCGCCCAAAAGUUUUCAGGUAGUGAAGCCAAACAAUGCCAAAUCUGAUGUUUUCCGAGAUCUGCAGUUCAUUUACGACUUUGUACAGAAAACUACUGUGCUAAGUUUGAACCAGUUCAUCAAUGAUGACCCCUAUCAGUUCGAGGUGGACAUAGGCAAAUUUAGAAAUCUUAGGACACUUGAAAUUCAAAAAAUUCCAAUAGGCCAGAUAAUUGGAAUUCAGCAAAUGAGAUCACAAUUGAACGAGAUCAGUUGCGUUCGCAGCAUAUCACAUGUGAAUGAAAUUAUCACAUCUUGUGGAGGAGACAACAGUAAUGGAUUCACUUGGAAUGAGCUUAGGACGGCCAAUUUCUCUUACAAUAUGCUUGAUCAUAUAGAUAGUUCUCUCGAGUUUACUCCGUGGUUGGAGUAUCUCAAUUUGAGCCACAAUCAGAUCGUUAGUGCAUCAGCUAUUAAAUGGCUUCCGAAUUUACGAGUGCUAAAUUUAAGUUUCAAUCGGCUAACACAUAUACCAUCCUUUCAUGUGGAUACGGCUAAAAAGCUACAAAUCCUUCACAUAUCGAAUAAUUUCAUAGAAGAUCUUUCAGACAUAUCUCGUCUGUUGAGUCUUACUGACUUGGACAUUUCUGGGAAUUGCAUCGUAGAUCACACUGCCCUUCUGCCUGUCAGUACACUUUCUAUGCUCUGCAGUCUAAACUUGCUCGAUAACCCCCUCGCAUGCCACCCGAAGCAUCGACAAGCCACCGCUCGAUUUUUGAAUAAGAAAACUUCCAGUGGGCGAUUUGUGCUUGACAACGAACCAUUGUCUAAGUACGAAAAAACGUUAACCGGCAAUUACGACAGUUAUCACGCAAUUCUGGUGCCGAGAAGUCCGGGCAGUGUUAGUUCGAGCGGCUUCAAUACGCCAUCGCGAAGAAGUUUGAUGAAUACACCAACGGGCAGUGUUACUUCUAGAAGUAGUUUGAAUUUGGACUCUAGGGAUGACCUAAGCUCUUCAGUGAUCAGUCAGAAAAGAAUAAAAGUACGUCGUGCGAUUAUUUCCGAGGGCGAACCAGAAAGUAGCAGUGGUAUGACAGACUCAAAGCUGGAUCUAACUACAUCGACAAAGAGUUUAGAGAUCAGCAACGAUCAUCUGGAAACAAAAAAGCAGAUCGAAAACCUUCGUAGGCAGUAUGGUUGUGAAUGGCUGCAGAGUCAAGCUGGUGACAUGGUGAAAAACGUAAUAGGCUUCGAUCCGACGAGUGAGAAAGAAUUCGAAAGUGUAAUGCAUUACAAAAACGAUAGCAAUGAGGCUAUGGUGGUCUCGACUAUACCAUCGCAAUCACUUUCUAUCGUUGGUACUACAUCUGGGAGAGAAUCUGAUCACAUUGACGACAGUAUGAUAACAUCCACGCCGAUAGAUCGUGAUCGGUCGACAUUGCUGGAAACGUUUGAGUCGCCUAUCAAAGCUCGUAUCGGCCGACAAUCCGAUGACCAAUUGAAUGAAUCUGAUUUCAAAAGUGUAAUGCAUGAACAUGACUCAAACUAUCAAUCAGUGGCCGAUACAACUGUUGACAAUUUAACUAGACAUUCACUAGAUUUAACCGAUAUCUACAGCAAUUUCGCUGAUGUUGAUAUAGAAUCUGAUGUAGAGGACAAUGAGAGAUGUUAUGUAGUUAACGUCAAAGGCAAUCCAGUAGAAAUGUGUUUGAUCAUUUCCGAUGUAAGCAUACGGGAGAAAGAUAGUGGAAAAACUAAAACACGCUGGGGUAUCAAGACGCUACAGGCAUGCGAGAGAUCGACUUCUACUAGUAUCACUUUGCUAUUCGACACAGUCAAAAAAGAUAAGAAAAUGAGAACUUAUGAGAUUGAUGAGUUCACCUGCCAGCAGUUGGAACAUUUCCUGCGUGAACUUCUAUCCAGGCGACCGUUGUCUGAGAUGAACCAAAGGCUCUUUAAAUGUGUGGUUUGCAAUGCAAAGUUUUCCCGAGAAAUCAAUACGAAGAAAGCGUUCGAAGAUUUACAAUGCCCUGAAUGUAGUGGCGGCUACUGCAUUGAGAUUAAAGAAUCUCCCACCAAGCAGUUUUUGACAAAUUUUGAUAAACCAUCCAGCAGCGGAGACUGCAUGUCGGGAAUUGACGAUUUCGUGCAACCAGUAGCAGGAUCUUCUGGUCUUGGAGCAAUGAUGAAAAAAAGUGGAUCGAAAAAUAGUAUUGCGUUUACAAUAGCACCGUCGGAUGCAUGGAAGUCGCCGGUCAAAAAUAAACCGAGAUCUGUUGGUUCGUUGAACGAUUCAUCAUCCUGCUCGCGGAUAUCGCAGCCAAGUAGUUCAUGUGACUCCAACAGAAGCGUAGCUGGUAGCACCAACUCGGAGCGGGAUCGGGAUGUUGAUUUACUGGGAAACGAAAGUGACAUUGAAAUCUUGAGUAAUCCCAGUCAAAGCAGCAUAGAAGUGUUGGACCGCGGGUUUCAUCCAAGCAGAAAGCACUCAGAGGAGAGAAAAACACUCCAGUUACCAGAAUUGGACACGACCAAUGACGAUAGUUUUAAUAUGUCGACAACUCUAAUCAGCCAGGAGACCUCUACAAAUGAUCUCAUCGCCAAAGUGUCAGAAGCGUUUAAUAAGGCAAUUGAUAAAGAGGACACUCCACUGAUCGCUCCGUUACAAUCGGAUAAUGAAGCGAAUUCAACCCCGAAACCUAACCAAUCUGUUUUACAGCAUAAAAAGGCUUUCCUGGUAACCGCAAAUCUGACGGAAAGCAGCUCAUCCGGUUCCGUUACCGAUAGUGUGUGUACCGCUUAUGAAUCUAAUCAAGACCAAAAGCAGAGUACUACUUCUGAGGAAUCUGUCGACAGCGAUAAGGCGAAAAAAGAUCAUCAAUCGGAAAAUGUUGUUACAUCGCCUUCGACCAAGGGUGAAAAUUCAGUCAUUAGCACAAUGCUGGGCGGGCUUUUCCAAUCAACCAAUAUGUUAAUGUCUAAAACGCCAAAAUUAAAUAAGAUGGAAUCUACACUGAAGUUAUCAUUUGAACCCAUUCGAUAUUCGUACACCGACUAUGCCAAUGUCGACCAUCGGUUGAAGCUAUACCUCUACCAAAAUUUGUUUGAGGAUUCAAACGAAUCACUCAAGUGGCUUGUUUCGUGUGUUAUUUUCGACGAAAAUCAGCUCGAGGAGUGGCCAACCGGAUUUGAUGGACUGUUCAUAAUGUCCACUACUAAGUUUUAUGUGAUGAAAAAGAUUGCUGCUGAAAGUGAUGAUCCAUCGACUUGGAUGAGAAAACAUUUAUCCGGUACGAUCGAUAGGGUUGGCAUUGCACAAGUUCUUCCAUGGAAGAUUGGAAUGAAAUUCGUCAUAAGCGCAGUUGGCGGUAUUCACAUUAUUUUGCAAGACAUCUUGCGAACCGAUUCGCUCAUACUGUUCUUUGCGGAUAAUCCACUUCCUGAAUAUUGCACCUUUGAUUAUCAGUCAUCAGAGCUGCUUACGAAUAAACUGGGAAAAGUUACCAAUGGUGAAAUGCUAAAAAUUUUGAUGGUAGUAAAUUUUUGCGACGUUUUGUCCAACGAUGAACUGCAGAGUGUGCAGCUCUGUACGUUAUUAUUAACGGACAAUCACCUCUAUUUAGCAGCUAACAUUAAAUGGCUCAAUGAAAGUAGCAAGUAUCCUAUUGAACCAAAAUAUACCCAGUUGAUGACGAAUCUAAAUGAAUUGGAAAACAUCAAUGGUUUGUCGUGCCGACUGCACUUUAUGGAUGAGCAGGAAGACAAGUGCGAAACGUGGCGAAUAGACUUUGCCACCGAUACCGCCAAAGAAAGUACCGUCACGACAAUUUGCAGUUCCUGGGAACAGAUUUUUGGAGUGCCUUUGAUUAGCAGUACGAGUGCUAAUAACAGCAAUAAUAAUAGUAAUAAUAAUAGAGUUAGCAGUACAGCUUCGAAAAGUAACAACAAUAGGAUCAUAAGUAACAUUAACAAUAAUCGUAACUAAAAUGUAAAUACAUAUACCACCGUCCAUAUUAUGGUUUAGAUAGUUUGGGUUGCUGCCAGCGUUUAUAGGCAUUCAUAAAUCAUUGAUUGUUCAUGAGGUGAUAUUAGAUCUUUUAAAGAAAAGUGUUUUACCAUUUGUUUGUGUGUUUUUACAGUGUGUAAUAUAGUGUGUUCUCAGUAAAUUUUUACUUUAUUUAACCGUAUGAUAGCCAAUUGUAAUUAGGAAUAAAACUCGUGAUUAAAACAUUUGCAAUCCCUAUUUGAUUUAUAAAGUAGUGAUAUAGAUUAACAUUUGCUACCUGAGUGUGAAUAAAAUGGAAUGUACUAAGAUACCCAUACAUUAAA
Messenger RNA from Topomyia yanbarensis, 4752 nucleotides. RefSeq lists its product as uncharacterized. Bases 293 to 4408 code for a protein of 1371 amino acids. Gene Ontology annotation, cellular component: cytoplasm. The record is from RefSeq and is a predicted model, not a curated record. Lineage: Eukaryota; Metazoa; Arthropoda; Insecta; Diptera; Culicidae. The transcript is spliced from 14 exons. Gene Ontology annotation, molecular function: protein binding.